Paraphaeosphaeria sporulosa is the source of this 1034-nucleotide messenger RNA. RefSeq lists its product as uncharacterized. The transcript is spliced from 2 exons. NCBI's taxonomy places the organism in Eukaryota, Fungi, Ascomycota, Dothideomycetes, Pleosporales, Didymosphaeriaceae. Bases 273 to 617 code for a protein of 114 amino acids. The record is from RefSeq and is a predicted model, not a curated record.
UACUAUCGACGAGGAUCUAGUCGAAGCCUACAGGAUUACUCUGGGGAUUACGCCGAGUACCCGAUGGAAUUGUCCAACCACUUCAUGCUCUGCGGGCACAUCUAUCCACAUCGCAUAGGAGGAAGCCCACCAGAUGUUACGUAGCCUUUAUUAUAUUGACUUGGAGCCAGCUCCAGCUUUCGAAUAUAAAAGGCCAAACGCAGCUCCUCACAUAUCGUUUUUCACCCAACACCCACAAUCUUCUACUCCCUCAUCCUACAUCCCUCGCAAUCAUGAAGCUCUCUGCACCCUUCACCGCCCUUGCACUUCUGACUUCGUCCGCUUUCGGCUUCGAGGUCAUCACCUUCAAGGAUGAUAACUGCGGCGGCGAAAGCAAGACUAUCAACGUCUAUGACAACACCUGCCGCAACUCCAACAUUCUAUCGAGGACGAGAUCUUUCCAGGUGCAGAGCUAUGGAGGAAAGUCCCAGCGCGCCGCGUUCUACACCGACACUUCUUGUUACCCCACGAACUGGUGGAUUGACUUCUGGGCCGAUGGAGGAAGCGACCAAUUCCUGAAAGGCCGAUGCAUUAACAUCGGCCACGACAUCCAUGCCUUUGGCUCUAGGGCAGCAUAAGCGCCUGGUACAUACUGAGUGCUACGUCCUGCAAGUGGGCAAUCCACGGUUCAUGCAGGUUGUCGGAUGAGACGGGGUAUUCAGGUGAUCUUAAACCUUAGACCUAGUGACGGAGUGAGUUGCAGACGAGGUAACUCGGAUAUCAAUUGGUGGGAGUUUACAUUCAUUCACUCGUUGAAUUUUUAUUUAGAGUGGUGGGCUUGUGGGCGUCGAAUAAUCAGUGAGCAUAUAUCUCCAGCACCAAAUGAAAUACUAUUUGUGCUAGCGAACUUUGAUGUUUUCCUCUUCAGCGCAGUAUGCAGCUUCGCCUUCUUACAUUCUCCUGUCCUUGCGCUGGUAUCCUCUUUUGUGCCGAGUCCGUGGACAGGACCAAGAAUAUGCGGAAUUCAGACGACAUGGUCCUGAAAUUCACAUUUA